AUGCAGUUCUCAAUCUUCGCUCUUGCUACUAUCCUUAGCUCCUUGACAUUAGCUUUCCCUUUCCACGGAGAUGUUGAGGCCCGUGACAAUACGAGGGCUAAGGCAGCUUUUUGCCAAUGCUUCAACCCGGACGGUGCUUCUAAUGUAACGGCUACUGUAUCUGUCUGCGCAGAUCUUCACGGACACUAUAAGCUGGUAGACAAGAUCUCUCCAAACUGCUACAAGUUGGGAAUCUCAUCUCUUGAACAAUUUGCCAAUGGUUGUAUUGCUGAGCAAGGAUUUGGGGCUCUGGCAAACGUUCCGCCUCAGCCUACACCUACACCCAAACCAGGCUCUCACUAG
This is a messenger RNA of Exserohilum turcica Et28A, 342 nucleotides long. RefSeq lists its product as uncharacterized. NCBI's taxonomy places the organism in Eukaryota, Fungi, Ascomycota, Dothideomycetes, Pleosporales, Pleosporaceae. The transcript has 5 exons. The record is from RefSeq and is a predicted model, not a curated record. Bases 1 to 342 code for a protein of 113 amino acids.